UAAACUGCUAGCAACACUGUGGGUUUGAGCUACAUCUGUAGGAUAAAUUGUCACGAUGUCCGCUGUCAAAAUUCACAGGACACCUUUUAGGUGAUGUUUGUAGUAGAAAUGGGUCCACUUCAUGUUGAGAAGUGUCCUAAAAUGGCUUUGCUUUAAUCCACGUGGAUUCCGCGUGUCUGCCUGCCUUUCUGUCCAUGUACACACAUUAUUAUUUGCAGCCAUUUCUUAUAGCUUAUAUUCGAUACCCUCAAGUUAGCGGUCGCUUGGCUGCUUUUUUGUUGGCCCCAUGAGUAAUAGUGAGGACAGAGGGCAGCAGGUCAGGGAGUCAGAGGUCGACAUGAACCCGCCGAAGCGGCUCCGCACCACGGAAACGCUGACAGGAGGCAAAGAUCAGGAGGAGGAGAAGAGCACUGUGGAUGUGAGUAUUGUCAUGCCAGUGUAUAAUGCAUCAUGCUGGCUGGAUGAUUGUCUGCAGGCCAUAUUGGUCCAAGACUUCACUGGAUCCAUGGAGCUGUCGGUGUUUGACGACGCAAGCACCGAUGACUCGAAAAAAGUGGUGGAAGGUUGGAGGGAGAGGCUAGAGGCAAAGGGCAUCUCAGUGGUGAUCUCUGGUCACAACUCUGAACAACCUAAAGGAGUGGGAUAUGCAAAGAAUAAGGCCAUAUGUCAGAGUCGUGGACAAUACUUGUGCUUUCAGGAUGCGGAUGACAUUAUGUUGCCCCAAAGAAUUCGUCUGCAGUAUGAUGCGUCCGUCUUGCACAAAAACUCUCUGAUUGGCUGCAGAGUCCAGCGGGUACCAGAGGGAUCUACAGAGCGUUACACUCGCUGGAUCAACACACUCAGUCAGGACCAGCUCAUCACACAGGUGUACACCUCCCAUGGGCCCAGUGUUGUCAUGCCAACAUGGUUCUGCUCACGGGAAUGGUAUCAGAAAGUUGGGCCGUUUGAUGAGGGAGGCAAGGGAGUCCCAGAGGAUCUUCUCUUUUUUUACCAGAGUCUUCGUCACGGAGGGGGUCUGUGCCGGGUUGACCAGUGCCUCCUGAUAUAUCGUUAUCAUGAGAAAGCAGCCACUCACUCCGUAACUGAAGAGACUAUUUGGAAGCUGCGAGUAGACUUCCUGCAGGAGAGAGUUCUUAGCCAAUGGGAGAGCUUCACCAUAUGGAACGCUGGUAAACAAGGCCGAAAGCUGUACCGAUCGCUUAGCCCAGCCAAUCAGAAGAAAGUCAAAGCUUUCUGUGAUGUGGAUGAGAACAAGAUCCAGAAAGGCUUCUAUACAUACGAGGAGUCCAAGGAAAGGCCUAAGCCAAAGAUUCCAGUUCUGCAUUACAAAAACGCCUCUGCCCCUUUCAUCAUCUGUGUCAAACUGGACAUGACUGGAGGCGACCUGGAGGAAAAUCUAAAUUCUUUGCAGCUGAAGGAAGGAAUAGAUUAUUACCACUUCAACUGACUGUUCAGGGAGACGGGGACGACUGGAGGAGGUUUGCAGGUUAACAGGCAGUGGAAUGCAGAGGAAUACGUCACUUUCACAUAUAUGCAAACUGAGAAGUAGGCAGGUAAUAACAGGAAAAGAGUGAACACUGGAAAUAAGUGCACAUUUAAAAAGAUGAGGGUGGGAGAAGGCUGUCGUGUAUUUUAAGUCUUAAAAUGGGUUAAAUGCCAUUUUUUGUAGUUUCACUUUGAUAUAUCGGCUAACAAAGUCACAACAGGAUAUCCCAGCUCUGACUUUUUCUGACCCUCUCCUUAAGCACAGCACAAAGGUUUGUAAGGUUAAUUCCACAUUUCUUGCUGAGUGAUGAGUAAAGGUUGAUACCAGGCUAUAUAUAUUACAUCAAAGAAAAUAUAAAACCAAGUGAAAUGUAACAUAACAAAAUGUAACAUAACAAAAUGUAACAUAACAAAAUGUAACGAUAAUUACAGCCUAACACCUUUGAGUCUCCUUAUCUUUAAUACAUACAAAAAUGUACAUAACAGAUCAAAUGGAAACAAAACAAUUUAGUGUCUUACAAAGGUGCACGUUAUGUCUCACUUUUUGUACAGAUUAAAUUAAAUAAAUAUAAUUUUUCUGUA
Oreochromis aureus is the source of this 2067-nucleotide messenger RNA. It is a transcript of the gene b3gntl1, whose product is annotated as UDP-GlcNAc:betaGal beta-1,3-N-acetylglucosaminyltransferase-like 1. The coding region runs from base 287 to 1447 and encodes 386 amino acids. The record is from RefSeq and is a predicted model, not a curated record. Lineage: Eukaryota; Metazoa; Chordata; Actinopteri; Cichliformes; Cichlidae. The transcript has 12 exons.